Colius striatus (speckled mousebird) is the source of this 1992-nucleotide messenger RNA. RefSeq names its product Dexi homolog (gene DEXI). The record is from RefSeq and is a predicted model, not a curated record. The coding region runs from base 823 to 1104 and encodes 93 amino acids. The transcript has 2 exons. Lineage: Eukaryota; Metazoa; Chordata; Aves; Coliiformes; Coliidae.
AGCCCGAAGGGGCCCAGGCCGACACGGCUGCUGCAGAAGGGCCUUAUUCGACAACAGGGGAACAGAAAACAACUUCCAGAGGAAGAUACGGACUGUCCGUCCCCGGCUGCUGCGCGGUGCUGCGGCGCUCAGAGAAGGCGAGGAAGGGGAGGGCGAAGAGAGUCGGGGGUCACAAGCCGCUUCCUGUCCCCUCUGGCCCGACGCGGCCGGCCCUCGGGCAGCGGAGCGGGAGACGGCUGCCGGUACAGGCGGCGGAGGCGCCGGCGCCUGUCACGGCCGCUCCGUACCAACCAGGGGCCGCGGCAGGGGUGGCGGAGAGGCGCGGCGCGGGGGCGGGCAGGAGGGGUCCCGCCGCGCAGGCCGGGGCUGCCGAGCCGGCUGCCGGCCGCGGCUGCUGCGCACCGACAGCCACAACGCGCCUGCGGGCUCCUUCCGCAAAGUUUGCGGGCGGGAGGAGGAGGGGAGCCGCGGCGGGACUGCGGCGGCCGGGGCUGGAAAUGCCCCUGCGGAGCCUCCUGCCAACGGCGGGGCUGCGGCAGCGCCGCUGAAGCCCGCGCUGGCCGCCCGCCGGGACGCCUCCUCCUCCGGGCGAGGAAAGGACCGACCGGCCGCUCUGCGGCUGUGCCGCCUCCGCGCCCCCGCGGGGCUCGCCUCUUCCCGGGGUCCGGAUCCGGCUCCGGCUGUGGGAUUUUGCGCGUUCCUGCCCCAGGGGCUGCAGAGUGCGGUCCUGGGCGCCCCGCUCCCGGCUCCGCGCCCGCCCCCCGCGGCAGGUCGGUGCCCGCUGCGGCGCUCGCUGCCCCCGCCGCAGCCCCGCACGGCUGCAUGCCCGCCGCGGUCUCAGCACGUCUGGAUUCGCUGGAGUCCUGGGCCUUCCAUGCACUGCUGGUGCUGCCCUAUAUGUUUUACGUGGGCUUGUUUUUUGUCAACGUGCUGAUCCUGUACUAUGCCUUCCUGAUGGAGUACAUCGUUCUCAAUGUAGGCAUCGUCUUCCUGCCCGAGGAUAUGGACCAGGCUCUGGUAGAUCUGGGGGUGCUCUCCGACCCUGGCUCCGUGCUCUACGAAACGGACAGCGAGCUGGAUGUCUUUGACGGGUACCUGGAGUGACGCCCCGGGGGGCUCCGAAGGGACUGCGGGGUGACGGUGCCCUGCCCGGGGCCGGGUGUCCCGGCAUGGCCGUAGCUCGGGGACCGCCUGGGCCCCGCGAUGCCCUCGCCGCGUCUCGGCUCCUUCAGCGCAGCAUCUUCCCUUCCAAAUGCCCCUCGCCGCUGCAGAGCCGAGGCGGGGGAGCCCCGGGACCCGCUGCCGCCGGGCAGUGCCGCGGACACGCAGAGGGAAAUUCCUUAAACACCCGAGAUGGAUUAUGACCAGGUUAAUGGAUCAAGUCAUGGAAGGAGACUAUCAUCUGAAAUGUGGAGAUGAAAAGAAGGACAAGGGGGCAGCAAGAAGAGUUGCCAUCAGACCUUGUCCAUCGUGACUUUUCUCCGUGGUCAUUGCCUCUCGAGCGUGCACUAACUGCAGUGAUUCAUGCACCGUACUGGGCUUCCAUAGGUAAUUCUGGGAUGGACUGUGUGAGCAAAUAACAUAAGCUAUGUUCUAUUCUAAUAGACAAAUCAAGAUGUUACUCUGAUUUGAUAAACCUUUUGAACCAAUCCCACGUCACCCAAACGGACACGCUUUACAUCCCGCUUCAGCAGUUUUACAGUCACAUAGUGAAAAUCUACCAGCCAGUAGUUCAAAGACAGUGAUCUCUCAGGGGAAAAUAUGCAGGAGUGACUGCAAGGAGGUUCUGUUCAGGGCAGCAUUAUGGCAAGAACUGUGCUAGUAAGAUAUUUUAUUUAAGUAGUGAGUUUUGAAAUAGAUGAGAGAGUGAGUUUUAUAUAAGUCAGGUGGAUUCAUUAUCUAACACAGGAUACUUUGCAGAUUGUUUCAGCUCAUGUUCCUAUGUACAGAUGUGAAAGCAAUACAAUAAAGUCUGACCUUUUCCAUGAAAAA